AUGGUACAAAGUACCUCUGGUAUGAUUGCUACUAUGACUGGAUCUCUAGUUAAUUUAGUGGCAAUAUUCUUUUUAAAACUAAUUUAUGAUCGUAUGGCCAUUAAAUUGACUGAUGUUGAACAUCAUCGUACACAAGUGGAAUAUGAUAAUAGUUUAACGCUAAAAUAUACCUAUUACAAUUUGUCAAUUAUUAUUCGUCAAUAUUUUAUAUUGCAUUUAUACAAGUCAACUGGUUGUGACCAAGGUGAUUGUCUAUUCGAAUUAUUCAUACAACUAGUUAUAAUUAUGGUUGGUAAACAAAUAUUUAGUUUCAUUCAAGAAUCUUUAAUGCCUAUUCUAUGGAAAUUAUUUUUCAAAUUUCGUUCAAUGAAACGUUCAUCUAAUCAUGCUGAUCAUAAUUAUAUGAACAGUACAAAUUAUAAUGAACGGAAUUCAGUGACUACUUCUCUUUUACCAGCAAAAUAUCGUUCGUUGCGUGGACGAAAUAUUCUAUGUCGUGCUGAUUUUAAUAUGUUAGAUCCUGGAUCUAGACCAUUGUUUAAUGAGUACUUAGAAAUGAUGAUUCAAUAUGGAUUCAUCACUAUGUUUGUCCCUGCAUUUCCACUUGCACCAUUAUUUGGUUUAUUAAACAAUCUGUUUGAGAUUCGUGGUGAUGCUAAAAAAUUAGUGAAUCAAUAUCGUCGUCCAGUUCUUGAGAGAGUUCAAACAAUUGGUAUAUGGUUGUCGAUCAUUACUGUUCUCGCAAGCAUUGCUAUUCGAACUAAUGCUUGUAUUAUUGCAUUUACUACACAGUUUAUUGACCGAUGUGUAUACCGUUAUACUUAUAGUCCAGAUGGUACUAUGAAAGGUUUUGUGAAUUUCACUCUCUCCUAUAUGUCUACAACUCGUUUUGAUGUUCCAACUAAUGAAACGUAUUGCAGAUAUGAUUCUUAUCGUUCACCACCUUGGUCUUCAGAACCAUAUGUAUUCACUUCCGUUUAUUAUCAUGUGUUGGCAGCUAAAUUCAUUUUUGUUUUUGCUUUUGAAACUAUAGCGACUAUUCUAACUAAUGUGAUCAUGGCAGCUGUACCGGAUGUCCCUAAACGUGUUAGAAAGCAAAUAGUUCAUGAAACCAAUAUUACAAAUGCAAUUAUUUUAAAUGCAGAAGUUGGCAAUCAACAAUAUAAUAAUGCGAUUACAAAAGAUGUAAACUUUCAGAAAAUUUUCAUGUUAAAACAACAACAUGAGAAACUUCAAUCUAGUAAUUGUAAUAUCAAUAAUGAAGUGAUUGAGAACAACGAUCAAGAAGGAAAUAUUGAUAGAAAUGAAAUUUGUUCUCAAUCGCUUGUUUAUAAAUAUGUGAGUUUUGAAAGGCUACCACCUGUUACACUGUCAUCACAACCAAUGCAUCUUACUGUGCCUAAUUUACAUGGUAACCGACCAUCUAUUGGAUUCGAAGAUUUAAGCAGUCAUAAUAACAAUAAUAUGAUUUAA
This is a messenger RNA of Schistosoma mattheei, 1473 nucleotides long. The record is from the annotation of a GenBank genome assembly. Lineage: Eukaryota; Metazoa; Platyhelminthes; Trematoda; Strigeidida; Schistosomatidae.